Pneumocystis murina B123 is the source of this 2610-nucleotide messenger RNA. RefSeq lists its product as hypothetical. Bases 1 to 2610 code for a protein of 869 amino acids. The record is from RefSeq and is a predicted model, not a curated record. NCBI's taxonomy places the organism in Eukaryota, Fungi, Ascomycota, Pneumocystomycetes, Pneumocystales, Pneumocystaceae. Gene Ontology annotation, biological process: mRNA splicing, via spliceosome. Gene Ontology annotation, cellular component: catalytic step 2 spliceosome. The transcript has 13 exons. Gene Ontology annotation, molecular function: ATP binding; RNA helicase activity; RNA binding.
AUGCAAAAUAUAAUUUAUAUUAUGAUGUUGCUAUGGAAACAAAAAAUAAAAGAUAUAUUUUUCAAGGUAGAUUCUUUUAAAAGAAGAGAAAGGUGCGAAAAAAAAGCGGGAAAAUUGGAUAAUUUUAGACAUAUUUUUGUUCUAGGUUUUAAUUGUGGAAUAGGUAUAAAUCUUAAUGAGAAUAUGGAUUCUUCUUUAGAAAAGGAGUCGAAUAUGAGUUUUAUGAAAAAUAUAGAUAAAACACCUCCAUUACCAUUCAUUUAUCCUCCUCCUCUUCCAAAAGAAAAUUUGGGGUUGCCAAAAGAGUCUCAAAUAUCUUUACGAGAGGAUGAAGCGAAGGAAAGUUUUUAUAAAAAAAUGUUUUCUAUGAAAACACAAACGUUAGGAAUGUUUGAAGGACUUGGUAAAUUACAUGAGUUUGAUGAUACAGCGAACCAUAAUAAAAAUACGUUGAAAGAUGUUUGCAAUGAUUCUAUAUCUUCUGAACUUAAAAGAAAUGAGCCCUUGUCUAUAGAGGAACUUGUAAAAAAAGAAAAAGAGCUGGCUGCUAUGAACAAGCCUAGAUUUUUAACACGAGAGCAACGGGAGGAAAUUGCUCUUGAAAAACGUCGCAUGGAAGUUAAGAAGAAAGGUCAAUAUAUUGAUAAAAUGAAUAUGAAUGUUUCAAAGAAUUUUUUCCCAAAAGAUGGAAGGAAUGUUUUUUUCGGUAAUAAUGAAAUGAAUGGAUAUACGAAUGGUACAAAAACGAUACUUACUGGAUCUAAAACUAUGAGAGAAGAAAUGACGGAAAGGCAAGCAUCUGGGUCAUCUAAGUUAUCUUUAAAGAAAGAUGAUAAAAAGUCAGAAUUACCAAUUGAGGAAAAAGAGAUUGAAGAUAUUCGUAAAAGAUAUUUAGGAACAACUGAUAAUAAGAAAAAAAGGCGGAAAACGACUGAAAGAAAAUUUGUAUUUGAUUGGGAUAAUACGGAAGAUACAUCUACGGACGUUAAUCCGAUUUAUUCGAAUCGUCAUAGUGCACAGUUUUUAGGUAGAGGAAGAUUAGGAGGCUUUGAUGAUAAAAAUAAUAAAGAUUAUACAAAUUCUUAUAUUAAUGUAUUGUCACGUUCUUCUAAUGAGGAAGAUAGAGAUAGAGCUAAACAAUUGAUGGAAUUGGAAUAUAAAAAAAGUUCUAGAAUUAGUUGGGAUGAUAUGCAUUGGUCAGAAAAACCGUUAGAACUUAUGAAAGAAAGGGAUUGGCGUAUAUUUAGAGAAGAUUUUAGUAUUUCUUCAAGAGGCGGAUCUAUUCCGAAUCCUAUACGUAAUUGGAAGGAAUCAGGAUUACCUAAAGUUAUUCUUGAUAUGAUUAAAAUAGUAGGAUAUAAAGAACCUUCACCUAUCCAAAGAGCAGCUAUUCCUAUCGGUUUACAAAAUCGUGAUAUUAUUGGUAUUGCAGAAACAGGAUCAGGAAAAACGGCAUCAUUUGUACUUCCUAUGCUUGUAUAUAUUUCUACGCUUCCUCCACUUAAUGAAUAUAACAAGAAUGAUGGUCCUUACGCAAUUAUUUUAGCUCCUACAAGAGAAUUGGCUCAACAAAUCGAGACUGAAACAAAGAAGUUUUCCUUAUCAAUGGGCUUUGUAUGUGUAUCAAUUGUCGGUGGGCAUAAAAUUGAAGAGCAGGCCUUUAAUUUGAGAGAUGGUGUUCAUAUUGUUAUUGCUACUCCUGGACGGUUAUUAGAUUGUCUUGAAAGACGUGUUUUAGUAUUGAGUCAAUGUGCAUAUAUUGUUCUUGAUGAAGCAGAUCGUAUGAUUGAUAUGGGUUUUGAAGAAGCCGUGAAUAAGCUUUUGGAUGCAUUGCCUGUGCGUAAUCAAAAACCUGAUACUGAUGAUGCUGAGAACCCUGUGUUAAUGUCUAAAAUGAUAGGAGGUAAAGAGCGAUUUAGACAGACAGUUAUGUUUAGUGCAACAAUGCCUCCAGCUGUAGAGAAACUUGCUAAAAAAUAUUUGCGUCGACCAGCAAUUGUAACCAUUGGAAAUGCUGGGCAAGCGGUAGACACAGUUGUACAAAUUGUUGAAAUGAUGAAUACAGAAGAUAAGAAAAGACGAAGACUAGAAGAACUCCUUAGUAGCAACGAUUAUAGUCCCCCUGUAAUUAUUUUUAUUAAUCAGCGUCGUAGUUGUGAUGCUUUGGCAAAAUCUCUUGCUCGUAUUGGGUGGAAUGCUGUUACAUUGCAUGGGGGAAAAAGUCAAGAACAACGUGAAUCUGCCCUUUCACAGCUUCGUUCUGGUGAAGCAGAUUGUUUAGUAGCAACAGAUCUUGCAGGAAGAGGUAUUGAUGUUGCUGAUGUAUCUCUUGUGGUAAAUUUUAAUAUGGCUAAAAAUAUUGAAGAUUAUACUCAUAGAAUUGGACGUACUGGAAGGGCAGGAAAAUCCGGUACUGCGAUUACUUUUUUAACACCAGAAGACACAGAAAUAAUGUAUGAUCUUAAACAAGCAAUUAGUAAAAGUAGUAUUUCAAAGGUUCCCGACUGGUUAAAAAUGCAUGAGGCUGCGCAAAGAAAGCCGGAUAAGCAGCCUGUUAAAAAGCCAGCCGAUGAAUUAUUAUUUCAAAUACCUCAUGGAAGAUGGUAUUAA